This is a messenger RNA of Orycteropus afer afer, 2476 nucleotides long. RefSeq names its product glutaminase 2 (gene GLS2). Gene Ontology annotation, molecular function: protein binding; glutaminase activity. Gene Ontology annotation, biological process: L-glutamine catabolic process. The record is from RefSeq and is a predicted model, not a curated record. NCBI's taxonomy places the organism in Eukaryota, Metazoa, Chordata, Mammalia, Tubulidentata, Orycteropodidae.
CUCUUGUCCCAACCCACCCACAGGGGCCCCUCCUCUACAUCUCUGAGGCUCAGCUUUUCGUCACCAAACUUCCCCUCCCACCUAGGUCUCGUCCCCGCCUCCUCCACCCCCCAGCCUCCUUCCAGACGCCCUAGGCGCUCAGGCAAAGCCAGCUGCGCGUUGCGGGGGAUGCGUUCCAUGAGGGUUCUGCAGAAUGCUCUGAGCCAGGCCGGCAGUCCCUGCCGGCGUGGGGGCUGGGGUCACCUAAGCCGGAGUCCUCUCCUUGGCGGGGGCGUCCGGCACCACCUCAGUGAGGCGGCGGCGCAGGGCAGGGAGAUACCGCACAGCCACCAGCCGCAGCACCAAGAUCAUGAUUCAUCAGAGAGUGGCAUGCUGUCUCGCCUGGGUGAUCUGCUCUUCUACACUGUUGCCGAGGGACAGGAACGAAUUCCUAUCCACAAGUUCACUACUGCAUUGAAGGCCACUGGUCUGCAGACGUCAGAUCCCCGGCUCCGGGACUGCAUGAGCCAGAUGCGUCGUAUGGUUCGAGAGUCCAGCAGUGGUGGCCUCUUAGACCGAGACCUCUUCCGAAAGUGUGUGAGCAGCAACAUUGUGCUCCUGACCCAGGCAUUCCGAAAGAAGUUUGUCAUCCCUGAUUUUGAGGAGUUCACGGGCCAUGUGGAUCGCAUCUUUGAGGAUGCCAAAGAGCUCACUGGAGGCAAAGUGGCGGCCUACAUCCCUCAGCUGGCCAAGUCAAACCCAGACCUCUGGGGAACCUCCUUAUGCACCGUGGAUGGUCAGCGGCACUCUGUGGGCCACACCAAGAUCCCUUUCUGCCUGCAGUCUUGUGUGAAGCCCCUCACCUAUGCCAUCUCUGUAAGCACCCUAGGCACUGACUAUGUGCACAAGUUCGUGGGCAAGGAGCCCAGCGGCCUACGCUACAACAAGCUCUCCCUCAAUGAGGAAGGAAUCCCCCAUAACCCCAUGGUCAAUGCUGGUGCCAUUGUCGUGAGCUCCCUGAUCAAGAUGGACUGUAACAAAGCAGAGAAGUUUGAUUUUGUGUUGCAGUAUCUGAACAAAAUGGCUGGAUACGAAUAUAUAGGUUUCAGCAAUGCCACAUUCCAGUCCGAGAAGGAAACGGGGGAUCGAAAUUAUGCCAUUGGCUAUUAUCUCAAGGAAAAGAAGUGCUUUCCUAAGGGGGUGGACAUGAUGGCUGCCCUUGAUCUCUACUUCCAGCUGUGCUCUGUGGAGGUCACCUGUGAAUCAGGCAGUGUCAUGGCAGCCACCCUCGCCAAUGGGGGGAUCUGCCCCAUCACAGGAGAGAGUGUGCUGAGCGCUGAAGCAGUGCGCAACACACUCAGCCUCAUGCAUUCCUGUGGCAUGUACGACUUCUCUGGCCAGUUUGCCUUCCAUGUGGGCCUACCAGCCAAGUCAGCUGUGUCAGGAGCCAUCUUGCUGGUGGUACCAAAUGUCAUGGGAAUGAUGUGUCUGUCACCGCCACUGGACAAGCUGGGGAAUAGCCACAGGGGCAUUAGCUUCUGCCAGAAGUUGGUGUCUCUCUUCAAUUUCCACAACUAUGACAACCUGAGGCACUGUGCUCGGAAGUUAGACCCACGGCGUGAAGGGGGAGAAGUUCGGAACAAGACUGUGGUAAACCUGUUAUUUGCUGCCUAUAGUGGAGAUGUCUCAGCUCUUCGAAGGUUUGCCUUAUCAGCCAUGGACAUGGAACAGAAAGACUAUGACUCCCGCACAGCCCUGCAUGUUGCUGCAGCUGAAGGACACACUGAAGUUGUUAAGUUUCUGAUUGAGGCCUGCAAAGUGAAUCCUUUUGUCAAGGACAGGUGGGGCAACAUUCCCCUGGAUGAUGCUGUGCAGUUCAACCACUUGGAGGUGGUCAAGCUGCUUCAAGAUUACCAGGACUCCUACACACCAUCCGAGACUCAGGCUGAGGCAGUGGCAGAGGCCCUGUCCAAAGAGAACUUAGAAAGCAUGGUGUGAGCAGAGGGCAUGGACACAGUCCCUCAAGGAAAGGCACGAGCUGGCCACAUACUUAACCCAUAACCACCAAAAAUGUUAUGGAGAGCUAUACUGCUUCAGUGAGGACCAAGAAAGUCAUUUGGUGACUGAGGCCAAUGCUUUCUGUGAGAGUCAAAAUACCCCAUUCCCUUGAUAGACAGGGUGCAGAAAAGGGUCUCAGUAGACACUUGCAAGUGAUCUACCCACAGAGACUGGACUUGAGGUAUAGCCUAAAGGCUUGGCCCACUCAAAACCACCCCAGGUCCCCUCUUCCUCUACCUAAAGAAACCAUCCUGACAGAUACUGAUGGAGGGGGUCCAGCUACCAUACACAUGUGUAUACAUAUCCCAGAGGAAGAGAGAGGAGGGCCUAUGCACCUGGAGAGAUCUGCCCCAUUAGCCAGGACAUGCUGCUACUGCUAACAGCAUUUUUAUAGACAGAGAAAGUAUUUUGUGGUCAAAUAAACUUUAAUUAUACAAAU